GGAAAGCCAGAGAGGGAUCCUGGGAGUUUCAGAAGUUCUUUGCUGGAAAGUUGCUCUUGCCGGACCUGCAAACCGGAUCAGAGAAUGAUGUAUGUACAUUUGGUCUUCCUUUUUCUCUUAUUACACUUCUAACAAUCACUACUUGCAUCAGGCUCCUAUCGCCUCUCCCUCUCUUCAGCGGCCUACAAACUCCGUUCAGUCAUCAGAGUCAGCAUUCAUGCGUCCGUCCAGUCCCUUUUUUGUGAACAACGGCAUGAGAUCAACCUCUUCUCAUUUCCCCUCGCCGACCGCUUCUCCUUCAGUGCAGAAUCAGGCAGUGUCUCAGCAACAGCAGCAAUCGCAGCAGCAGCAGCCCUCGUCUGAUCCAGUCCUGCCGUCGUUGAGUUCUCUAUCGCUAGGUCUUCAGGACUACGCAUCGCCUUUCAGUCCCCCGGUAGCGAACUCAUGGUCGCCAUUCUCUGGCACGCCGACGUCUCAGCACGCUCAGUUGCAUACGCCGUCUACAAAGCCUUUGGACCACGACCCCUUUGUUCCUUCGAUCUUCGGCGCUGUUCCGCAGCAAGGAUUUCAGCCUUCUCCAGAACUUCAACAGCAAAUCCCCCCUCCUCCUCCUGGACUAGGCCUGCCCCCUAUGCUCGUCCCUGCGCCUCUGAUCAGCUGGGUCUAUCUGGACAACCAAGGUAUGGUCCAGGGUCCGUUCCAGGGUACUCUGAUGCAGGAAUGGUAUGUGAAUGAGUGGUUGUCGAAAUCGUUGAAAAUGCGACGUGUCGAAGAGUCGGAAUUUUACACUCUCGGCGACUUUCUGCGUAUGGUCGGGACCGAGACCGAGCCGUUCUUGGUGCCUCUGCCUAGAGUUGAAUUUGGUGUGCCUGCUAUGGCACCGCCUAUUCCUCAGCAGAUGAUGCCGUCGCAGGACCAGUACUUGACUUCUUAUGCCCAGCAAAUGCAGCAACAACAGCAGCAGCAACAGCAGCAGCAGCAACAACAACAGCAGCAACUUUCACAACCUCAACCUCAACCUCAACAGCAAGAACAGCAGCAGGCUUCUCCUGAGCCUGUGGAGGCCGAGAAAGAGUCUGCUCCAGUCGUCAACGAUGAUCCUGAUGAUGAGUUCAUUCCCAAGGUCGAGCAGCCAACUCCUGCCCCUGCCGUAGCGCCAUCCGAGCCAAUCGCUGAGCGCAAGGUAUCUAUGCCCGCUCCGGCUGCCGAAGCUGCUGCGCCGCAACCCGUGGCCGAACAGAAGACUGUCAAGCAAGAGAAGAAGGCUGAGGAACAACCUGCGAAGCAGACUGCAGAGUCUGCAUGGGAAAGCACCAGUAGCACGGCUGAAGAAGCUUGGUCUGUCGGUCCUAGCAUGAGCAGCGUGAAACCUGUUGCACCGGUUAAGCACAAGCUUCAGCCUUUGCCUCCUGCCACGCUGUUCACAAAGCUGGGCGACUCUUCUGCUUCGAACAACAAGCCCUCUACUACGACUGGAAAUUCUAUUACUUCGGUGCCGAUUGCCCCGUGGGCUAAGACGGCGACAGAGAAAAAGCCAAAACCGUUGACUGUCAAAGAGAUUGAGGAGCGAGAGGCUCGUGCAAAGGCACUUGCUAAGCAGCAGCAGCAGCAAGCUCAGCAACAGAAGCGCUCUGAGAUCCUUGAUCUGUCAAACGGAAACGUUAUUACUGACGAUUUGACGGGCUCCGCUCCUCCCGGUCUUCCUCGAACUGCCACGUGGGCCAAGACAUUGACCCCGGCUACGUCGUCGUCUGGUGGAAAGAAGACGCUGGCUCAAAUUCAGAGGGAGGAGGAGGAGGAAGCCAAGAGACGUAAGGCGGCCGCAGAGGCAGCUGCUGCGUCUGCUCCUGGCGUCAUGACUGCCCAAGGCAAGAAGUAUGCCGAUAUCAUUUCCUCGCGUCCUGGGGCUUCUGGCGUUCGGUCGGCUGUGGCUGCUGCCUCGGCCGUUGGCGGAAGCGCAUGGACUACGGUGGGUGCUGGUGGAAAGAAAUCAUCGACUUCUACACCUGUGUCUAAUGUUCCCGGCGGUGUUCCGGUUGUCCGCAGAGUUGCUACUCUGGGAACCCCGGUCGCGUCUGUCACUCGAACUGUCCCUUCGGCUUCCGUUCCCGCCGGCGCGGUGAUGAAGCCGUCGACAUCGGCCGACGAGUUUCUGAAAUGGUGCCGUCAGACGCUUCGAGGAGUUUCGGCUGGCGUGAACGCGGAAGAUCUGCUCUCGAUGCUUCUCUCGCUGCCUCCUAGCGGCGGAAACGAGACUACCGAGAUCAUUGCGGAUUCCAUCUAUGCCAACUCGACUACGAUGGACGGAAGAAGAUUUGCAGAAGAGUUUGUGCGGCGCAGAAAGGCCGUCGAGGGAAGUUCCGGGGCAGGUAGCUUGAGCAGCGCGAUGUCGAAGAGCGCAGGAGAAAGCUCUGCAGCGUCGUCUGGCGUGGUUGUUCCCAAGAAGGACGGAGCUGCCGAGGGAUGGAACGAGGUGUUAGUGAAGAGCAAUGCGAAGACGCUCAAGGCGGCGGUCGGGCCUGAUGCGAAUGACGGGUGGAACAGCAUGUUCAAGGUUGUUGGAAAGAAGAAAGGGAAGCGUUGAGUGAUAGUAGAAUUGUAAAUAAAGUUAUGGGCGUUUCUCUCGUGUUGGUAUAAGAUAAUCUUGGAGUGAGUUAUUCUCAGACAACAGACUACGUACUUU
Messenger RNA from Myxozyma melibiosi, 2683 nucleotides. RefSeq lists its product as uncharacterized. The record is from RefSeq and is a predicted model, not a curated record. The transcript has a single exon. The coding region runs from base 92 to 2584 and encodes 830 amino acids. Gene Ontology annotation, cellular component: cytosol. NCBI's taxonomy places the organism in Eukaryota, Fungi, Ascomycota, Lipomycetes, Lipomycetales, Lipomycetaceae. Gene Ontology annotation, molecular function: protein binding.